Messenger RNA from Symsagittifera roscoffensis, 1022 nucleotides. RefSeq lists its product as uncharacterized. NCBI's taxonomy places the organism in Eukaryota, Metazoa, Xenacoelomorpha, Acoela, Convolutidae. The transcript is spliced from 3 exons. The record is from RefSeq and is a predicted model, not a curated record. Bases 384 to 1022 code for a protein of 212 amino acids.
AAUAAACUAACGCUGAGAAUUAUAAUCAGGUCGAGAAAAAAUUAUUUAUGGAUUGGCACUUGAAAUAUACAACAGGAAGUUUUUUUAUAGCGAUCAAAUAUGAAAUUUAAAACUGAACUGUGACAUUGAAAUCCAUAAUUGCUUGUAUCUUACUCAUGACAAUUUCUCCCUUUUCUUUUUAAUAAAUUUUUUUUCACAUUUAUGAAUGCUAAAGUAGGGGUUAACUCUGCAGCUUACAGCAAAAGUUUGGCUCCUAAAAUUUAAGCUGGAAUUAAGCUUGAAGUUGAUAGUUUACGAUUUUCUGCUCUUUCUAAUUCUCUACUCUUAUGUCGAACUGGUUAUUUCUUUAAUGCCACGGGAAUAGUAUAUCUUUUUUUUUUGAAAUGGAGACGAGUUUGAGCAAGAAGGAGCGGCACCUACUGAGGAGUAAGAACUUCGCCAAGAGACCCACCCUCUCCAACGAUCACCGGGAAGUGCAUGUACUAGCUGUCGCGGGUACUGAUUCCGAGCAUGCAGCUUCCAGCUCCGGUGAUUAUCUGGCACUCCAGCGAGUUUUCCACUCGGCCAAGUGGAAGGCGGAGGCUGGCGCAUGGAUGUCACGUGACGAGGCACUCUCAAUCGCACCCAUCGCCUCUGGUCUUUACCAGAUAGGAGUCGUGAAGUCAGCCGCAUUCGUGUCAAAUGUGGACAUUGUGUACAUAGGUCACACGGGAUCAGAGACAACUUUGAGGGAAACUAUUCUACCCGUACUGUUCGGCUGGGAAGAAUGUGCAAGUGACCAGCUGGCAAUGUUUCUCGUAAAUCCGGCAAACAAGAAUCGAAUUAGAGUUCGCUGGUGUACCAGUGUCUGUCCCGAAGAGCUUAUUGACGAAUGUGUUGACGAAUUCAUCGCCACCAGUCACAAGGUGCCUCGAUUCAACGCACCCCUGGAAAGCUUGAGGGGUCUGUGGACGCUGGAGGACCGUUACGAGUCACCUACUCAUGAGAGCGCUGAUGAGACUGAUGAUGUUAUGCAUGUUUAG